Seriola aureovittata is the source of this 2841-nucleotide messenger RNA. Its product is annotated as SPRY domain-containing SOCS box protein 4-like. Lineage: Eukaryota; Metazoa; Chordata; Actinopteri; Carangiformes; Carangidae. Gene Ontology annotation, molecular function: protein binding. Gene Ontology annotation, cellular component: SCF ubiquitin ligase complex. Bases 651 to 1487 code for a protein of 278 amino acids. The record is from RefSeq and is a predicted model, not a curated record. The transcript has 3 exons. Gene Ontology annotation, biological process: proteasome-mediated ubiquitin-dependent protein catabolic process; intracellular signal transduction.
CAUCGUUUUUUUUUUUUAAGAGGCAAACAGUCGGUGCAUCUGUGAAAGAGUGGGUGGUUUUGCACUGCUCGGGAAAGACUUUGAGCGUGCUCCACACUAAGCCCUCCCCCUUUUCCCUCCCUCUCUAUCCUUUCCUCUCUUCCCUCCUCCUCCCUCCAGCAGCUGUUUUCCAGUCUUAGCUGGGAACUGGAGCCAGGCUUUUUUUAUUUUUUUUUAUUCUUUCCCCAUCCUCACGUCACAAGCAGGAACUCACCGACUUACCGACACACACAAACACGCACACUCUUCCUUUUUUUUUUUUCUUUCUAUCUUUGCCCUGUCCCACACUCGUCUGGCUGUUGACUGUGUACUAACCUCAUUUUGGACUACAGACUGAGGAGCAAGUAUUCCCACUCUCCUACUCGGCUGCUGUGAUUGCGUGCUCACAUUGCUGUGUGAGAGCCGCCUGACUAUUUCGGAGAAAUGCUUUCAUGGAGUGUGGUUCCCCCUGGCUGAAGAGACGUGUGUCCAGCAGCAUCUCUCCACCCAGGACCCACUGUGUUGCUACUGCGCCCAUGAGGUAACGUCCGGACCUACCGCCCCCUCAUUACCACCCUUGGUCCAUCCAUCUCCCUCCCCUCUGUCCCUUCCUGCCCUGGACCUACCCAGCCAUGGGCCAGAAGAUCUCAGCCAGUAUUAAGUCAGUGGAUGUAAGAGGGGAGCCCUCGUAUCAUCCGGUGCGCCGCGAGCUGCGGGGCCCAGAUUUCUGUCGGCCCCCCAGGCUGGACUUGCUGCUGGACAUGCCAGCGGCCAGUCCUGAGACUCAGCUUCGCCACGCCUGGAACCCCGAUGACCGGUCCCUCAAUGUCUUUGUAAAGGAGGACGACAAGCUGACGUUCCACCGACACCCAGUAGCACAGAGCACAGACUGUAUCCGAGGCAGGGUGGGCUACACCAGGGGCCUCCAUGUUUGGAGGAUUCACUGGCCGGCCAGACAGAGAGGCACCCAUGCUGUCGUGGGCGUGGCCACCGCUGAAGCACCUUUACACUCGGUGGGCUACAUGGCCCUGGUGGGCUCGGACUCUGAGUCCUGGGGCUGGGACCUGGGUCGGAACAGACUCUACCACGAUGGAAAGAACCGGCCCGUGUCCACGUCGGCGCCCACGUACCCCUGUUUCCUGGAACCAGACGAGUCUUUUGUGCUUCCAGACUCUCUGACAGUAAUACUAGAUAUGGAUGAAGGGACGCUGAGCUUCAUGGUGGACGGACAGUAUCUGGGAGUCGCUUUUAGAGGGCUAAAGGGCAAGAGACUGUAUCCCAUCGUCAGUGCUGUGUGGGGACACUGUGAGGUUUCUAUUCGCUACGUCAACGGACUAGAUCCGGAGCCCCUGCCGCUCAUGGACCUGUGCAGACGAGUAGCUCGACUGGCCCUGGGCAGAGAGCGCAUCCAUCACAUCGACACACUGCCACUGCCACAGACUCUCAAGAACUACCUCCAGUACCAGUGACCACACACACAUUCACACGCACAUACACACACAGAGAGAUAUGGGAAGAAGCUGAAGCCCACUUGUUCUUAUUGUAACCAGCCUCCAAACUGAACUUAAUCAUAACCAUCAGACAUCUGCUGAGGAUGGUGGACUACGACAACGACCACGAAAGGUGGUGAAGACGCCGCUGCGAGGGUUUUUUGUUUACACCAGUUUGGGAUUUCCCAUUUUGGAUGUUUUUUUUUUAUCUGGUUUUCAGCUUUUUGUUUGUUUGUUUGUUUUCCUUUUCGUUGCUGACUGCUGUUUCUCUCCUGGGCAGAUGACCGAAAUUAAAAGUGUGAGAGAUUAAAAGAGAAUAUUGCAAUCCAGUUUCCUGCUAAUCAUAUAUACACAUAUAUAUAUAUAUAUAUAUAUGUGUGUGUGUACACAUGUCCUCUGUCAGAAAUGCCUUCAAUGCUGUGGUUUUUUGGCGACAGUUUACCCAACACACUCUGUGGAAGCUUCCUCGGAAACAUGUUGGUAUGUAUAUUUAUAUUCCCAGCAACACAGCAGGCUCUGUGGAGACACAACAAUCCCUUCAAGCCACAGGAGAGAGAGAGAGAGAGAGAGAGCAAGCAUUAGAGAGAGAGAGAGAGAGAGAGAGAGAGUCAACACACAGAUCUGUUUUUGUUAGUGUGUACACAGUCUAGUGCACAUGGACUACAUGUGUACAGUGAAUGUGUGACUGUAUAGAAACAAAGCCCACACUGUUUGUACUAAAAAGACAAGUCACUGACAAAUGUGCAGUCCCCAUCUACAGACUCAAAAACACAAUUCUAGUCUGAUUUGAGCAUUUUGAAUCCCCCUCCUCUGUCCUCUCUCCUCCCAGCCCCCCUCCCCUCCUCUCUCUCUCCCUCUCUCUCUCUCAUCUCGUUGUGUGUCUCCCGGUCACUCACUCCAGUUUGAUUUAAGCCUCCAUCUUGUUUGGUGAACCCGAAGGACCUCGCCUGCUGUUGUCGGCUCUUUAGCUCCUGUAACGCUGAUAGAGAUUGAUCUGAAGGUGUAGCUUUGUCUUUGACUGCUAAUGUGCCUGCUCUGAGACAGCACACACAUACAAACAAAGCACAUUACCCCUCCCACCUUAAAAAAAAAAAGAAAAAAAAAGUUUUUAAUGCUGCUUUUUCUUUUUCUGUUCUGCCGUUUUACCCUCGUGGGUUUUUAUCCUGGAUUUACUUUUGAAAAUUAUUGUCUUAAAAUUAGAUUUUUUUUUUAUUUUUUAUUUUUUUUAGGUUUUCUUUUUUUUCUGUGGGACUGGACGUCUCGCUCCUAUGGUGGAAGAAUGUGCUGCCAUUAGACUCUUUUAAAUGUGAAUAAGAAUAAACUCAGCUAAACU